This is a messenger RNA of Tripterygium wilfordii, 2060 nucleotides long. RefSeq names its product signal peptide peptidase-like 2. The transcript is spliced from 14 exons. Gene Ontology annotation, molecular function: aspartic endopeptidase activity, intramembrane cleaving. Gene Ontology annotation, biological process: membrane protein proteolysis. The record is from RefSeq and is a predicted model, not a curated record. Lineage: Eukaryota; Viridiplantae; Streptophyta; Magnoliopsida; Celastrales; Celastraceae. Gene Ontology annotation, cellular component: lumenal side of endoplasmic reticulum membrane; lysosomal membrane; cytoplasmic side of endoplasmic reticulum membrane. Bases 150 to 1781 code for a protein of 543 amino acids.
UGCUGGGUGUCUAAUUUCUUUUCUUUUUAGUAAUUUUCUCGUUAUUUUUUUUGAGGUAGAGGAAAAGAGGAGAAAUCCUUUCCUCUCCUUUUCUUUUCGUUCGCAACCUCCUUUUGUUCUCUCUUCCCUUGAUCAUUAACCAGCAAUCCAUGGCAUCACCGUCACUGCGUCACCGCCGCGUUGGCGGAGGCGCUCUUCUUUGUCUGUUGCUGAUUGGUCUUUCAUUCACCGCCGCUGCUGACGAUGCCUCCCUUGACGACGAUUCCUCCCCCAGUUCUCCUUCCUGCGACAAUCCCUACAAAUUGGUCAAGAUUAAGAACUGGGUCAAUGGAAUUGAAGGUGAAGCUUUUGCUGGGUUAAGUGCAAGAUUUGGGACUAUAUUACCUUCUCAGGAUAAACAAAGUCAGAGAUUAUCUGCAGUUCUCUCAAAUCCAUUAAAUGGCUGCUCAAGUUCCUCUUCAAAAGUAAAGAUAUCUGGCUCUAUUGCGUUGGCCUUACGUGGUAAUUGUGCCUUCACAACUAAAGCAGAAGUUGCACAAGCAGAAGGUGCUGCGGCCCUGGUUGUAAUAAAUGACAAAGAAGAUCUUUACAAGAUGGUCUGUUCUGAAAAUGAUACUGCACUAAAUAUAUCGAUUCCUGUGGUGAUGAUUACAAAGUCUGCAGGAGAAGAUCUUAACCGAUCCUUUUCCGAUGGACAGAGAGUGGAACUUUUACUAUAUGCACCAAAUCGACCAGUUGUGGACUACUCAGUGGUCUUUUUAUGGUCGAUGGCUGUUGGGACAAUUUUGUGUGCUUCGCUUUGGUCUGAGUUUAUUGCUCCUGAUCGGUCUGAAGAGCGGUAUAAUGAAUUAUCACCAAAGGUAUCUUCCGGUGCUGAAGCAGUCAGGGAUGAUGAGUCUGACAAGGAAGUUCUUGAUAUUAAUGCUAAGAGUGCUGUAUUCUUUGUCAUUACAGCGUCUACUUUUCUGGUGCUUCUGUACUUCUUUAUGUCAUCUUGGUUUGUCUGGCUGCUGAUUGUACUCUUCUGUAUUGGCGGUGUUGAGGGAAUGCACAACUGUGUAGUAGGUCUGUUUUCAAGAAUGUGCAGAAACUGUGAGCAGAAGACAGUAAAAUUGCCUAUUUUUGGGGAGACCACUAUUCUCUCACUUGUUGUGUUACUUUUCUGUUUGGCAUUUGCCGUUAUUUGGGCUGCAAAUCGGCAGGCAUCUUAUUCAUGGGUUGGUCAAGACAUUCUUGGUAUCUGUUUGAUGAUCACAGUCUUGCAGAUUGCUCGAAUACCCAAUAUCAAGGUUGCUACUGUACUUCUGUGUUGUGCAUUUGUUUAUGACAUCUUUUGGGUCUUCCUUUCGCCAUUAAUAUUCCGAGAGAGUGUUAUGAUUGCGGUUGCUCGUGGUGACAACAGUGGCGGGGAGUCUAUUCCCAUGCUAUUGAGAAUUCCCCGAAUUUUUGAUCCUUGGGGUGGUUAUGAUAUGAUUGGAUUUGGGGAUAUUCUCUUUCCUGGUUUGCUUAUUUCAUUCUCCUUUAGAUAUGAUAAAGCGAAUAAGAAGGGCGUAGCAAAUGGAUACUUUCUUUGGUUGAUGAUUGGCUAUGGAUUGGGCCUUUUCCUUACGUACUUGGGCUUAUAUCUAAUGGAUGGGCAUGGUCAACCUGCACUACUCUAUCUUGUUCCUUGUACACUAGGUGUCAUUGUCUUGUUGGGUUUGGUAAGAGGAGAGCUCAAAGACCUCUGGAGUUAUGACUCCAAAGCGCUCUCGUUGGGGCAUCCUUCUGGAGAACCUUGAAGUAUUAAACCAAUCUAUUCUGUUCUUGUGAAACUUGAUGGAUGUUGGCGGAUCCGUAAGAAUGUUACAGAACCUGAAAACUUAACAGCAUAAGCUGGUUAAUAGUAGCUCUGUUGUUCGUAUUGUGUUGUGUAUAAUAAUGUAGUUGUAAACUAAUGGCGCUGUUUAAUCUUGACUCGUUGUAUUCAAAAUUGUGUAUCUUCCGUGGGUCAAAAUUUUCCCCGCUAACAACUCUUGUAAUAUCUUGAAAUAUUUCAUGAAGAUUUUGAUUUUCCAUUC